AUGCGAAUCUGCCGCGGGGCUCCACGCGAGAUGGUUCGGCAGUCCGCCGCCAACACUGCCCUCUGCACCGACCUACAGGGGAGCGGAGUGGGUUCGCUACGUCCUGUGGCCGUCCACGCAGUCGCUCCCACUCGGGCAGAAGGGUGUGCUGUUUGCGAGUGUCGUGCGAGGAGGGAGGGUCGUGGUGGCAUUAACCGCGCGCCGUGAGGAUGUGUUUUGACAGGUUUGGUGGCCGGUCAAGUGUGCUCGAGAGGGAGAAGCGGGCGAGGGAGGCGUUGCGGGUGACCACUGGCAGGGAGGUCAACAAUGCCCCCGGCUGCGCCCGUGGUGGAGCUGAGGAAAGGCGUCAACAAUGCCGAUCCGACGUCGCUGGCAAUUGGUAAGACGAUCAGGCGAUGGACGACGAGCGAAGAAGGUACAUGUUCUUUUUUGGCAUCUGACUGCUGCAGAGCGUGUUUCCGAACCAUCCGUUUCCAUCCCCCCUCGCCAAGUCCCUCCCCGUCUCUCCCUCCCCCUCUUCGGCUCUUCCGGCCGCCCCCAAGCCCCGCAAAUGGCUGA
Molecule: messenger RNA, 558 nt
Organism: Vitrella brassicaformis
Lineage: Eukaryota; Vitrellaceae
Source: the annotation of a GenBank genome assembly